CACCUUUAGUUUUUUGUCAAACGUUGUGGCGUGCGGUAAAAAGAUAGAUUCGAGUUUAACGUACCCACCACCACUUACAAAAUAGUUGUUUUGUUUUGCGAGCUGAAAAUCCGUGUUGAAUUUCAGCGAAAUAUCGAUCAAGUGAAAAAUAAACAAAGCCAAUAAAACGGCGGGAAUGUGAGAUAUAUCUUUCCUCAAACGUCAACUUAAAUUAACAACACUUUACACUUUUUUGAAGCAGUAGAACGAAAAAAUUCGUUAUGUAAACACGAAUUAAUGAAAAAAUAUACAACUUUAAUCUAAUUUUUACCAGCAAAUAAAAAUACAAACAAUACCAACAAACGAAUUGCAAAACGACCAAUGGGUUUCUCAGUACAGAACUCAGAAACCGGCGAGGUUAGCUAUAUUCAAACGGAUGCCGACAAAGUCCAACAACUGAGCUAUGACGCCGAAACGGGCGAACCCAUCAUUGGAAAAAUAAGGGUGCGCUACAUUAAGCAAAAAAACUUCCAGAUACCAAAAAAACUGCUACGUGGCUCACCAUGCGAAGAAUUCGAAAAGGAAAUGCUCGGUCGCAGUGAAGAGAUAUAUCAGGAACCAUGCGCCAGUAUUAGCAAAGAGCCACCAGCAUCAACGGUACAAACUGUCAAACCGAAAUUGAAAUGUAAAACAAAGACCUACAAUCGUGAUGACUUCAUCAAUAUGGAAGGUGUUUCUAAUGACAUCAUAUUGGGCUAUAACAAGUCCAAUUAUCGCAUGUUAUUGCUGCCGACUUUAUUCUUCUUCAAUGUUUAUGCUGCUGUCAUUGUGAUGAUAUUGGAAAUUUUCUUUCAUUUCUGGGCCCACUUUAAGAACGGUGUCAACAUGAACAAGGAUAUAUACUAUCGCAGUCCUCUGCAUGUCAUGACCUCACAAUUCUGUGCUAGGUGUCGUUCUGAGUCGGAAAUGGAGGCAAACAUUUUUCGUCAUCUUAACAAGCAGAUGCGGCUGGCACGACAAUCGAAAACAUUAAAGAAUGUUUCAAAGGCAAUUGGUUAAUGGAAGAGGGUAGUGUAGUGCCGACAACUAUGCCGACAAAAUGCCGUUUAUGUACGAAUAAUGCACAAGAUAUGUAAAUCUGUAACAAAUUUGCAACAAUUUUUUAAACAAAUUAAAUUAUAAAUGGAUGAUAAAAAGAAAAA
Messenger RNA from Musca domestica (house fly), 1181 nucleotides. RefSeq lists its product as uncharacterized. The transcript is spliced from 4 exons. NCBI's taxonomy places the organism in Eukaryota, Metazoa, Arthropoda, Insecta, Diptera, Muscidae. The record is from RefSeq and is a predicted model, not a curated record. The coding region runs from base 361 to 1038 and encodes 225 amino acids.